Molecule: messenger RNA, 2115 nt
Organism: Anopheles marshallii
Lineage: Eukaryota; Metazoa; Arthropoda; Insecta; Diptera; Culicidae
Exons: 8
Coding region: 1-2115 (704 amino acids)
Source: RefSeq, a predicted model, not a curated record
AUGGCGGGUUUUACCAUCUAUUCGUUGCUGAUUCUCGGCACCAGCCUGGUCGUGUUGGGCUCGCAGCAUUCACCGUAUUCCCUGCAGGCUGCCAUCGAUGCCCUGCAUCGCCGAGAAGCACAGCUAGCGCUGCGAGAAGAGGCCGCUGCCGAGCAAAUGGAUGACGAUGGCUACUGGAUGGAACCGACCGAAGAGCAGCAGCAGCAGUUCCGUCCGAACCGGCAAAGAUUGAACCGCAUUCUGGCGAACUAUUUGCGGCGCGAUGAAGACCCAGACGAUGGUUACGAUCCUUACGAUCUGGACACGCGCAAGCGUUCCGUGUUUAGGGAGAGAGAUGAACAAUCUUCCUAUCCGACCGUUUUCCGUGAGCGGGAGCUUGAGAAAUCAUACCCACAUCCCGAUUUGUCCGCUGACUUCUUGCGCGCCGUAGAUCGGCAGGCGAUCGCGGAGCGGGACGAAGAGUUCCAGGAUCGUUUGCAGCAGCUGUGGGACAAGUAUCAGCAGGAGGAGAACGAAAUCGAACAGCGACUCUUCGAAGACGAACCAUUGGUCCCGCUGUCGGGUGCAGCAGUGUACGAAAAGCGGCAAGGAUUCCCCAUGUCCGAAUCGGAACCAUCUCCCGCACACUACGGCCCGCCGAUGCAAGAACGCAAACGAACCCUUCCGAUUCUGCCCUGGCUGCCAGCGACACGCAAGAAGCGAUUCCCGGUGGCCAAACGAUCACCCAAACCCGAAGCACCACCAUCCGGCACCGACGAGAAGGUGGCCAAGGAUUUGCAGGCCCUAUUCGGUGCACCGAUCGAGCAGAAGCGCAAACGUUCCAGCGAACCGGCAAGUGGACCAAGUUCCACCGCUAGCUCUGGUGUGACCACGGCGGCUUCCACCACAACCGAGCGAACACUGGAAGCGAACAAAGCUAAGCGAGAAUCAAGCGACGAGCAUCACGAACACAGCUCGGAGGAAGGACCGGAAGAGGACGAACAUGAGCACGACCAUGAACACGAUCACGAUCAUGAGGAUUCGAGCGAAGAGUUUGAGGGUGAGGAUGACGACAAAAAGAAGAAGCGAUCCGUGCGCAAACGUUCCAACCUGGAGGUGGUGAAGGAAGAUCAAAUCCUCCCGGGGGACAUUGGGGAGUUUAAGUCGAAGAAAUCGAUCCAGUGGAACAAGUACUUCGGUAUGGACCGUAGGAAAAAGGAUGGUCGGAAUGGUGCUGGCAGCGGACCCGUCCCAUACCCACUGAGCUUUUACAAGACGUACGACGAGGAUCGCAAGAAAAAGAACAUAAAUCAGGACAAGCUGGAAAGCAUGGCACAGAAGCUGAAGAGCAUCGAGGAUCUCAUCCUGGACCAGACGGUUAAGUACACGGGCGAUCACGAAGGUCUUAUUACCGAACCGGAUGAGCUGGAAAAGUUGAAGGACAAGCUGGUGGCACGUUUGGCCACUGCGUACAGCAUCGAGAAGAUGCGCCACACGCUGGAAAGGCUGAAGGAUUCGGUAAGCGAUGAUCAGUUGAAGCUGAACGAAGUGGAACCGGAACAGCCCCGCGAAGAGAAGGAAAAGGCCAAGCGAGUCGCCGUGAAGAAGGAGCGAGCUGAAUACGACCAUAGCCAACACAGCAUGGAAGGCAACGAUAAAGUGGCGCACGAUGAGGUGGAAAACAAUCUCGACGAUGUGGAGGGCGACAAGAAGAAGAAGAAGCGUACCCAGAAGCGCUACCAGGAGAUAUUCCGAGGCCCGGAGGAGCCCGAGCUGGAUGAGGAUUUUAGUCGAGGAUUGGUCGUUGAGUCCACUGAAUGUCCACUGCUAGAUGCAUUCGAGAGGCGAUGUCGUGGAGUAGACGUGCUGAGCGGUGAUAUCUAUCAGGAGCUUCUUCCGGCUUGUGGUGCCCAUCAACUGUGCUAUCUAUGCGGUGUUUCACCGAAAGUUUGUGACCUGCAGUAUCUCUCGGAGGCGGACAACAUAUGCGAAACCCAACCGGACUGCCAGACGACCGCCCGGUCCGUGCUGAUGAUACUGCGUGGCUUUCCCGGCCCUCAGCUUGGUCCGCGCGAGUGCGCCAAAAAUCCCUGUCUCUACCGGGCCAUGGUUGAGGUCGGUGUCGUUGUAAAUUAA